AACCGUAGUUCAGUUCCGAUUCGACAGUCGGCAGCUGAGCAUCGCCUGAGCUCUCCCCAUCUUCUGCUGUCUCUAGACCGAGACUUUGCUUCGCGCUGAAGUUGUUUGACUUGUUUUUUGCUUUCGGUGUGUGAUGUGCAUCCUAAAUCUAUAUAUUCAUGUUGUUUCAAUUUGCUUUGACCUCAUCACCAUUCGUCGUCGCCGUCGUUGUGUUUUUGUGGUGUGACCGGGAAUGAAGGAAGAUAUUGUCUUUGAAUACAGUGCAUUCACAGAGUGAGUGAAGGAGAGAGAACCAAAUAACAUAAAACGGAUUUAUUUAUAGGUUUUGAUUUGCAUGGCCUACUGUUACUCUCGUGUGUAAUCGAUACAAAGCGGCUCCGUCAAAAUCGAUCCAAGUGAGCCUUGGGGUUAUGGGGCACUGAAUGAAAGGUGUGUCAAAAAGUGACAAGUUUCACAUUUUCGAGAGGGCGAAAGGUUACGUCGAAAAGGGUGGGAGUGCCCUUUCAUGAUCGUAGAUUGAUGAUUGCGGCGAAAGUGGACAGCCGUCGGUGACAAGGAAGAAAGUGUCGCACUGCGGCGAACUCCGGAAUUUGAAUUGGCACGAGAGGAAAGUGUGCAACACAUAGAUAUUAAGUGCACUACGCUGCGGAUGUUUUUCGAUUUCACCAACGCUAGUAGGAAUUUUUCCGGCGGUGGUUCCUUGGAUGCAAUCUGUUUGAAAUAAAUUUUAUGCAGGGCAAUCCAAGCAACCGACAUCGCGUUCAAAGUGUCUCCGAAGAUAGUUUCGCUCUCUGCGUUCUGUUCGGGCUGAGGGAGGAAGACAGCGAAGAACAGCCGCCUAAACUAUUCACGAAACGGUUAGAGAGGAAAGACAGGCAUCCGGUCACGAAAGUUGAAGAACCUGACCAAAAUAACCUAGGCCGAGUCGAGUGCGAAGGAAAACUUUUCAACACACAUAUGCGUAUUGACGCCCACUACGGAGUUUGGGACACGUUGUUUACGAACAAGUCUGGAAGAAAACGCAAGUGAAGAAUAAUUACCUUAAAAACAGUCGUUUGUUUAGAUUUCAACACCGGGUUGCUGUGUUGUAACGAAGCGCGUGUGAAGAACAUUCGUAGCCAGCAAGUCGAGACGUUGAACUUCCGAUCGAAGAGUGCGUGACAACUGUAGUCGAAGUCUCAGUCGCCGCCGCCAAACGCUUGCUUUGAUUUGACCGUCGAUUCGUCAAAUAUGGCCGCCGUCGAAAAGUAUCCAUUAGAAUCGGACACAAGUGUUAAGGAAAGUGACCACUUUUGGGACGAAAACUAAACUAAGAGCGAAAGGUGCGGAAAAGUGAAAACUGAGCUUCCAGAUCAGGAUACCUUCCAAAUAGCUGAGUUUUGCGGUUCUUCCUCCAGAUACCAAUAAAUAUCUAGAACAUGCCACCUUGGAUCGAGUCCAUGGAGCAGCGCCGUAGAAGAUCCACGCGGAACCUGCCCGAGAGCAGUAGCAGUAGCGGUAGCUGGUCCGUCCGAUCAGUCAUGUACAGUAGUAGUGGCGCUAGUGGUAGCAGCGGUAGUUUUAGCAAUAGUUUCUCAAUAAGUCCAGUAGCUGUAAGUUCGACGCCGGUAUCUAGGCUAAGAUGGAUGUUCGGCGCGUUGACCUUGUUGACAGUAUUAUCCAGGGCGGAAGCGGUGUGUGAUCCAGAUCGGUGGUGGAAUCUGGAACGGGAAGAGUGCGACCCGUGUACGGUGUGUGGUGAGCAGCAGCUGGUCCUGAGGCCGUGUCAGGAAUACAUGGACACGGUCUGCGGGACGAUCGGGGAUCUGGAUAUGGAUCUGGCGCAGUUGGCGCGUACCGAAGCACGCCACGAGCAGCGCCACUGGAAGGAGGAACGCCGGAAAGACGGUUCCGACGGGCCCCAGCAGCAUCGGUCGCAUCAGCACCACGCCAACCAGCAACACCCACAUCCGGGCACGGCCAGAAAGCACGAGAACACCGAAGAAAUCCUGUGGGACUGGCAGGCGGCCUCGCUGCUGCUGGCCAUCAUCGGAUGUCUGAUGUUCUUCUUCGCCGCGGCCAUCAUUGCGCUGAACCAGACGCGCCAGUGGAAGCGAAUCGAGAAACAUUUUGACGCGGACAUGGAGGCCCUGUCGGCGCAGCUGAUGAACCAUCUGUCCAGCAUGCAGCAGCUCGAGAACGGAUCGAUCUUCCUGGAUGACGUUCUUGGAGGUGAUCAGCGACGGUUCCACCGGGGAGGAGGAGAACGCAGUGGAGACAGUGUGAGUAGCACUAGCGCUCUGCUCGGAGGCCACCACCAUCAUCACCAUCACCAUCCGAUCGAGGUGCGAUGUGUCUACUUGGAUCAGUUGCUAGACGGCAAGAAUUGCAUCCAAAGUCAGGGCCCGGGCAAUUUGUACAUCGAAGAGACAAACAACACCCCAAACGUGGACCGUGGAACGACAGCCGCAGCAGUUUCCCAACCGCCAGCGUGUCAUUUCCCUAACGGUGGUUCUCCACUGAAUCGAGUUCGAUUGUAUUGAGUGAAGUCAAUACAAACUGAUCCUUAAAAAGUUAGUUCUUAGCAGCGCACACAUCACCACAAUGACUCAAAUGAUAGUAUUGCAUCAACUACCUGUCGAAGUGUAACGUCGAAACAGAGAAACGUAUUUUCCUUUCGUUUUAUUUUCUGAUGAAAUCUUAGAUUUUAGAAAAAUAGAGUAUCAAUUGAAAAUGUACAGCCGUCUGUGUAGCAAUUAGAUAAAGUGCCUUGUUUCAAAGGGAACACUAACCACAGUUUUAAUAAGAGAACACUAUUAUCACAGCACUAAAACCUUACGAGCGUGUAGCCACAUGGUGUAGGACUUUUUGCGCAAAUCGCUUUAAGUGUGUAAAUAUAUUUUUGUAGAGGAGUUUUUCGGCUGCACUGCCGUAACAAAUAACAACAGUAGGCAAAACAGCACAAUAUUAAUUCUAUAACGCUGGUAGCUAGUAGCAACGCAAAAUGGAACUUAAAACAAAUAGAAACGCACAUACAGAGGGAGCCUGCUUGAAUCCCGUGUGCAUUUAUCGAUUGUAAUAAAUUCUUGCUUCCGAAUCCGAAA
This is a messenger RNA of Aedes aegypti (yellow fever mosquito), 3083 nucleotides long. It is a transcript of the gene wgn, whose product is annotated as tumor necrosis factor receptor superfamily member wengen. Lineage: Eukaryota; Metazoa; Arthropoda; Insecta; Diptera; Culicidae. The transcript is spliced from 5 exons. Gene Ontology annotation, molecular function: protein binding. The record is from RefSeq and is a predicted model, not a curated record. The coding region runs from base 1419 to 2522 and encodes 367 amino acids.